Triticum aestivum (bread wheat) is the source of this 3117-nucleotide messenger RNA. RefSeq names its product DEAD-box ATP-dependent RNA helicase 21-like. NCBI's taxonomy places the organism in Eukaryota, Viridiplantae, Streptophyta, Magnoliopsida, Poales, Poaceae. The record is from RefSeq and is a predicted model, not a curated record. The coding region runs from base 834 to 2768 and encodes 644 amino acids. Gene Ontology annotation, molecular function: RNA helicase activity; ATP binding; nucleic acid binding. The transcript has 3 exons.
GUGGCCGGCGUCGCGCAAGAGAGAGAGAGAGAGGCGAGCGGGGGCGUCGUGCAAGAGAGAGAGAGAUCGGGGGCGAGUGGGGAGCGAGUGGUCGGUGGCGUCGGGCGAGGAAGAGGGGAACGUGUCGGCGGAGGGGUAGAAUGGGAAACUCGGGGAAAAUCGUAGCCUACGAAAGUUGGACGCGUGCGGCGAUUCAGGGCGGGAUCGAGCGGCCAGGAGCCGCCCGCUCGUUCCGUCUAAAUGGUGCGCGUGCACUUUUUAGAUUUUAGGUAAAAAAAAGGGGGAACUCUUACGAUCACCCGGCGGAUCGCAGCUUCUAUGUCCGGCACCUCCCCUGCCUUACACAUGUCUUAGUGAGAGCCCACAUACCGUCUUUGUAAAACGCGCUUCUACAACAGGAGCUAUGUUUCUGAAACAUAUGUAGUGUUGCAAUGGUCUAUGAUAGGUCUUUUUUUAAACGAAAUUUGUCUUGCGAUUUUUUUCUGCAACAAGACCUCGGUUGCAAAAAAUGCAACACGACCUGCAGAAAUAAUUCUGCAACAAGACCGGUGUUGCAAUAAUGAAGGCACGUUUGAGCGCUCGAUGCGACACAGAUCUGAUCAGCCGGCGGACGCGUAGCGCAUCCAAAAAAAAGAUACGUGACAGCCAAAUAUGAUAGACAUCAUGGAUUCCUCGCGCGAUCAUUAUGGCCCGCGGUAAUCUGCCGCCAUUUUCAGCCGUUGACCGUGCCGGAUACGAACUCCCCUCCGAGUCGGCGUCGGCGGCUGAUCCGCCGGCCUUUAUGUACAGAAGAAGAAGCAGCAUCGAAUCCUCCCUCCCGUCUCCGUGCCGCCAUGAAGCGAACGUUGGACGCCGCGGAGCCGAGCCCGGUGUUCCUCUCCCGCGAAAAACGCCAGCGCCUCGCCCUCGAGCGCCGCCAGGCCGCCGUCGCCGACCAGCGUCGCUCCGAGCUCCCCACUCCGCCGCCUCCCCCUCACGAUCCCCCCUUUUCGUGCCGACAUUACCCGGACCGGCACCGUGACCGCCGCGGCAGAGAUCAGGACAGGGACGGCAGGGAGAAAGAUCGGGCGGAGAGGGCGCGGGAGAAGGAGCUCGAGGCGAUCAGGGAGCAGUACCUCGGGGGGUCCAAGGACAAGAAGCCCAAGACGGUCGCCAAGCCGCGGGACAGGUUCCGCUUCGACUGGGCGAGCACGGACGACACCAGCCGCGUCGACGCCGUCAACAACCAGCCUCCGCACGGCGCCCUGCUGCUCUACGGCCGCGGCUUCCUCGCCGGCAUCGACCGGCGCGAGCAGAAGAAGGCCGCAGCGGCCGCGCUCCACAAGGACGCCGCGGCGACGUACGACGCCCUGGACAUGCGCGUGGACAGGCACUGGACGGACAAGCGCGCCGAGGAGAUGACGGAGCGCGACUGGCGGAUCCUCCGCGAGGACUUCGGCAUCUCCUACAGGGGCUCCCGCGUGCCACGGCCCAUGCGGAGCUGGGCGGAGAGCGGGCUCGGCGCCGAGCUGCUCCGCAACGUCGACAGGGCCGGGUACAGAAAGCCCACGCCGAUCCAGAUGGCCGCCGUGCCGCUCGGCCUCCAGCGUCGCGAUGUCAUCGGCGUUGCUCAGACUGGCUCAGGCAAGACCGCUGCCUUCGUGCUCCCCAUGCUGGCAUACAUCGCCCGCAUGCCGCUGCCGACCAGCCACAGCGAGGCGGACGAGGGCCCGUACGCGCUUGUCCUGGCGCCGACCCGGGAGCUCGCGCAGCAGAUCGAGAGGGAGACGGUGAAGCUUGCGGCGUGCCUAGGCAUCAGGGUGGUGUCCAUUGUCGGUGGCAAGUCGGACGGCCAGUCGACCAUCCAGAAGCAGGCCAGCAUGCUCGAGCGGGGGUGCGAGGUCAUCGUCGCGACGCCCGGCCGGCUCCUCGACUGCCUGGAGAGCAGGUACGCCGUGCUCAACCGGUGUAGCUACGUCGUGCUCGACGAGGCCGACAGGAUGAUCGACAUGGGCUUCGAGCCCCAGGUUGUCGGUGUGCUCGACGCAAUGCCGUCGAGCCACCUGAAGCCAGAGAACGCGGACGAGGAACUGGAUGAGGCGAGGACUUACAGGACGACCCACAUGUUUAGCGCCACCAUGCCGCCGGCCGUGGAGCGGCUCGCCAGGAAGUACCUCCGGAACCCGGUGGUCGUCACGGUCGGCUCUGCCGGCAAGGCCGCGGACCUCGUCACCCAGAACGUGGUCAUGGUGAAGGUCCAAGAAAAGAUGCCACGGCUCAAGAGGAUACUCGCCGACCUCGGGAAGGACAGGACGGCCAUUGUGUUCUGCAACACCAAGAAUUCCGUGGAGAAGCUCACCCAUGACGUGGAAAACGCAGGGUUGUGCCGGGUCACGGCGCUGCACGGAGGGAAGUCGCAGGACGAGAGGAUGGCCAGCCUCGACGGGUUCAGGAAGGGCAGGUUCAACGUCCUCGUGGCCACUGACCUUGCCGCCCGCGGCAUCGAUGUCCCGGAGGUCGCCCAUGUGAUCAACUACGAGAUGCCUAGCUCGAUCGAUCUGUACACGCAUCGUAUCGGGAGAACCGGGCGUGCAGGAAAGAAGGGGCUCUCGACAUCGUUUUUGACUCUGGAGGACACUGACAUUUUCUUCGAUCUUAGGCAGAUGCUUGUGCAGAGCAAUAGUCCCGUGCCGCCGGAGCUUGCCAGGCAUGAGACGUCCAAGUUCAAGCCAGGGUCUCUUCCUGGUAGACCUCCGAGAAGAAAUGGCACCGUCCAUGCAUACCACUGACGGAUGAGAUUACCCGCGCGAAAGGAACCGAAGGUGCUUCGCCGUAAUGAGAUUGAAUUUCUGCUAGAAUGUGAGGGGGUUCAUCUGAUGUAUAUGAUCUUCAUUCCGGUCAACAUUAUAUUGUAGUCCUAUGAGAGGAGGAGACGACGCCCAUGGCCGCCGCCAGAUAUACGCAAGAACUCGGGUGAGGACUGAGGAGUACCCCUCCACAAAUUUCGAUCCAAUUUUUUUUUUGUUGCGCUCAGUUUGUGGGAGUACGCACUACUGCUGGUGAUUUACUGAUUUCAGCAGAGACGGUAAUGGUGCUGGCUUCCGGCCGCAUCUUCCUCUACUCUGAAUUUUUGGACAA